AUGGGGCAGAAGAAGCCUAACAUCCUUUACAUCAUGGCCGACCAGAUGGCCGCGCCCUUGUUAUCUUUGCAUGAUAAGAACUCGCCCAUCAAAACACCAAACUUGGACCGUCUGUCGGCAGGUGGUGUGACAUUUGACUCGGCCUACUGUAAUUCACCGCUGUGCGCCCCGUCUCGCUACGUUAUGGUUAGCGGCCAGCUGCCCUCGAGGAUUGGUGCCUACGACAAUGCUGCCGAUCUGCCAGCGGAUACCCCGACUUACGCCCACUACUUGCGACGAGAGGGUUACCACACGGCCCUGGCUGGAAAGAUGCACUUUUGUGGCCCGGACCAGCUGCACGGUUAUGAGCAGCGUCUGACAAGCGAUAUCUACCCUGGUGAUUACGGCUGGUCUGUCAACUGGGAUGAGCCGGAAAUCCGCCAGGACUACUACCACAACAUGGCUUCCGUGAUGGACGCUGGCCCGGUCGUGCGCACAAACCAAUUGGACUUUGACGAGGAGGUGAUCUACAAGUCGCAGCAGUACUUGUAUGACCACGUGCGCCAGCGCACUGACCAGCCCUUCUGUCUGACGGUGUCAAUGACACACCCCCACGACCCAUAUGCCAUGACCAAGGAGUUCUGGGACUUGUACGAGGAUGUCGAAAUUCCCCUUCCUAAGAACGGGGCCAUCCCCGACGAGCAGCAGGAUGCCCACUCCCAGCGUGUGCUGAAGUGUAUUGACCUUUGGGGCAAGAAGAUGCCGGACGACCGCAUUCGCGCCGCUCGCCGCUCCUACUAUGCUGCCUGCACAUACGUUGACACCCAGAUUGGCAAACUGCUGAAGGUUCUGGAGAACACUGGGCUGGAUGAGAACACUAUUAUCUGUUUCACUGGUGACCACGGUGACAUGCUUGGCGAGCGCGGUCUAUGGUACAAGAUGACUUGGUUCGAAAAUUCGGCCCGCGUACCAAUGCUGUUCUACGCCCCAAAGCUGUUCGAGCCCAAGCGCAUCCCGCAGAACGUGUCGACCAUGGACCUGCUCCCUACAUUCGCCGAUUUAGUCGGUGCACCUCUUAUCAAGGAAUUGCCCCUUGACGGUGUUUCCCUGAUGCCAUACUUGACUGGCGGCGAGGGCCCUCGUACCGACACCGUGUAUGGCGAGUACAUGGGUGAAGGCACCCAGGCUCCUCUGAUCAUGAUCCGUCGUGGCCGCUGGAAGUUCAUCUAUUCCACCAUCGACGCGCCCAUGCUUUUCGAUGUGGCCGCCGAUCCGGAGGAGAAGAUCAACCUGGCUGCUGGUCUACCCAUCCCCUCGAUCACCCGCGCCCUCCCAGUUAAAUCCAACAACCCCCUAGCCGUGCCAGCACCCCUGCCAACUCCAGGCGAGACUCCUCGCGUGUCCCCCAUCCCUCAGCGAGCUGGAAACGCCAACGCCUACCCCUUCCCCACCCCGACACCCCCACGCACCCCCAGCCCAGCCAAGUUCCAGGCUCUACCAGAAACCUCCGACCCCGCUACCCUACUGGCCUACUUCCACGAAGAAAUCCACACACGCUGGGACCUGGAGAAGGUCCGCCAGGAUGUCCUGACUUCGCAGCGCCGUCGCCGUCUGGUCUACUCCGCUUUGGUCCAGGGCAAGAUUCAGAGUUGGGACUGGGAACAUCGUGUCGACCCUAAAACUCAAUAUGUGCGUAACCAGGGUAAGGGUAUCCUGGAUGACGUCGAGCUUAUCUCGCGCUGGCCACGCGUUCUGCAACAGGCAGCCAACGAGAAUGGUCUUACCGUUUGA
Molecule: messenger RNA, 1770 nt
Organism: Penicillium odoratum
Lineage: Eukaryota; Fungi; Ascomycota; Eurotiomycetes; Eurotiales; Aspergillaceae
Product: putative choline sulfatase
Exons: 2
Coding region: 1-1770 (589 amino acids)
Molecular function (GO): sulfuric ester hydrolase activity
Source: RefSeq, a predicted model, not a curated record